Ceraceosorus guamensis is the source of this 1255-nucleotide messenger RNA. Its product is annotated as S13-like H2TH domain-containing protein. The record is from RefSeq and is a predicted model, not a curated record. Gene Ontology annotation, cellular component: ribosome; small ribosomal subunit; mitochondrion. Lineage: Eukaryota; Fungi; Basidiomycota; Exobasidiomycetes; Ceraceosorales; Ceraceosoraceae. Bases 144 to 836 code for a protein of 230 amino acids. Gene Ontology annotation, molecular function: structural constituent of ribosome; RNA binding. Gene Ontology annotation, biological process: translation. The transcript has 2 exons.
CUGUAAUCAAUAAUGAUUGAUCACUCAUCUUGGUGUCCAUCUUCACACCAUCCAGCACACCGCGCUGCACGUGUUGGCUCCCCUUGCCCUACUCUACCACAGCCUCGCUCUGGCGAAUCCAAGCAGCGAGGUCCGCUUGCACGAUGUAUCUUCUGGGAGCGCACCUGCCAGACGACAAGCUGGUGCGGAUCGCCCUGACAGCCUUCUACGGCAUAGGCUACAGCCAAGCAAGCAAGCUUUGCUCUCGUCUUUCGUUGCACAAACAUGCCAAAGUAGAGAACCUUACGGAUGCUCAGAUCAACCUUUUAUCCGCCUACCUUUCCAGUCCAGGCUCUAUCCCUGCAAGACCAGCCAAUCCCACCACUCCAGAUGUCAAUUUCAUCUUGAGCGACUCCGGCUCCACUUCUUCCUCGGCCUCGCCUUCGGCUGGUCCAGGAGCAAGCUCCGGGUCUGAGGGUAGCUCUGCAUCAGACGCGAAGCUGCCUCCGAGCCAAAGACAUAAUCCUGCAGACGAUCCUCUCAGGUCAAUCGUACUGGAAGCGGAUCUUCGACGGGUGCACGUCGCCAACAUUACGCAUCACAGGACGGUAGGGUCUUAUAAGGGAAGAAGACACGCUCAAGGUUUUCCUGUCAGAGGUCAGAGGACUCAGACGAAUGCUAGGACCGCAAAGAAGCUCAACAGGAUAGAGAGGAGAGGCUUCAGCACGUCCACCUUCGCUCAGAGCACUUCGAGCACUUCAUCGUCUUCGCGUAGCCCAGGACCAGUCACGGCUCUCAUUGGUAGCAUGGCACGACCUCGAUUCGCUCAGCUCAGGAAUGCGGACGCACCGCGAUAAUGCGGAAGCGCACUUAAAGUAUCCCACGAUCACUUCGACGCCUUCCGCGAAGCCCGCGUGGCAUGGCAAUCAAUGGUUCUAGUCCAGGCAACACGUGCAAUUGCGAGAUGGAUGUGUGAUUGUAAGAUUGUAAUGCGUGGCUGAUACAAAUUCAGGACCUGUAGACGAGCGACGAGGAUGGUAGACGUGGUCAGCGAUCAAAGAGCUUCCACAAGGCCUUUACUUUUGCAUCCUUCAGGACCAGCUCACCUGUAAUCGCCGUUGAUCUGUAGACAACACGAGGCCAGGACGGGAAAUUUAGGUAGGCGCUUAGCUCAAAUGCACGCACGUUCCACUUCGAGUGACUCAGCGUUUGCUCACAGAAAUGUACUCUUUGCUAAAGUCGCAAGUCCAGUAGCAAGCCUCCUCCUUAGCACUUU